This is a messenger RNA of Sphaerodactylus townsendi, 2682 nucleotides long. RefSeq names its product cyclin G2 (gene CCNG2). Lineage: Eukaryota; Metazoa; Chordata; Lepidosauria; Squamata; Sphaerodactylidae. The record is from RefSeq and is a predicted model, not a curated record. Gene Ontology annotation, molecular function: cyclin-dependent protein serine/threonine kinase regulator activity. Gene Ontology annotation, cellular component: nucleus; cyclin-dependent protein kinase holoenzyme complex; cytoplasm. The transcript has 8 exons. Gene Ontology annotation, biological process: mitotic cell cycle phase transition; regulation of cyclin-dependent protein serine/threonine kinase activity. Bases 322 to 1344 code for a protein of 340 amino acids.
GCUCUCGGUCGGGCCCGACUCCAUUUUGACCUGCCUCUGAGGCGCUCCUGGCUCGGCUGCCCCUCGGAGGCGUCCGCAGCUGAGGCGAUGGUGCCGCUGCCGGGCUUGCGCUGACUCCGGGAUCCGGGCGGGGGAAGACCGGGGCUUGAAGAAGGGGCGGCGGCGGCGGCGGCUGGAUGCGGGGCUGGUGUGGAGAAAGGGACCGCCGUUGUCGUUGUUCUCGGGCUCGGCCGCCGCCACCGCCUCCGCUGCUGCUGCUUCUUCAGCCCCCGACCGUCCUCCUUCGUCCUGCCCGCGGGAAGGCCUGCAGGCGCUGCUAAAAUGAAGGAUAUCGGAGCUGAAGAACAGAUGGGCCCUUGGCUUUUCAAGCAGCUGAAGUUCCAUUUAGAGCAAGAAUGGAAAUACCAACCUCAGGAGAAGGGCUUGAGCCUGAUCGAGUGCACUGCAGAGAAUGACAACACUUUGUGUCCAAGACUGAGGAAUGCAAAAGUGGAAGAUCUAUGGAGUCUGACCAACUUCUUUGGGUUUGCCAUGGAAACAUUUGUUCUGGCUGUCAACAUUCUGGACAGAUUUUUGGCGCUUAUGAAGGUGAAACCAAAGCAUUUGUCUUGCAUUGGAGUCUGUUGUUUCCAACUGGCUGCUCGAGUGGUUGAAGAGGAAUGCAACAUUCCCUCCCUCCAUGACGUGAUCCGCAUCAGCCAAUGCAAAUGCACAGUGUCUGACAUGAAGCGGAUGGAAAAAAUAAUCUCAGAAAAACUGCACUUUGACUUCAAAGCUACUACUGCCUUAACGUUUUUGCACUUGUACCAUACUAUUGUACUGUGUCAUACCUCAGAAAGGAAAGAAUUGUUGAAUCUUGACAAACUGGAAGCACAACUCAAAGCUUGUAACUGCCGACUAGUUUUUUCAAAAGCAAAACCAUCCAUCUUGGCCUUGUGCCUUCUCACUCUGGAAGUGCAGACUUUGAAAUCCAUCGAACUGUUUGAGAUUGUUCUGCGUGUUCAAAAGCAUUCAAAGAUAAGCGACAGCGACUUGCUUUAUUGGAGAGAGCUGGUCUCAAAAUGCUUAGCGGACUACUCUUCUCCGGCAUGCUGCAAGCCAGAUCACAAGAAGCUAGUCUGGAUUGUUUCAAGACGUACCGCCCAAAAUCUUCAAAACAGCUAUUACAGUGUUCCUGAAUUGCCCACCAUCCCUGAGGCUGGAUGCUUUGAUGAAAGUGAGAGUGAGGACUCCUGCGAAGACAUGAGCUGUGGAGAAGACAGCCUCAGCAGUUCCCCGCGGGACCUGGAAAGCACUUUCUUCUUCGACCUCAAGCCCAAAGCCAAGAGGAAGGCUCUCUUUUGAAUUGAUGUGCUGCAUGGGGCUGUUAACGUUUGGUAGUACUCUCAACAAUAAGUAGUUACGCGCAUUCUGAACAUUGGCAGGAAUUCUCACUAAGUACCCAAACUGUGUAGUGUACGUUCCCUUUAGUGUGGCAGUAAAACUCAAAAGUAGCACGGUAGAUCUCAUUGAUCAAGCGAGGCUUCAGCGAGACGAAGCAUUAGGAGCAUGCUGCCUCUUACUAAUUUACACAAUGGCUAUAAAUGUGCUGGCACGCCUGGCUGAAUUGGAAACCUGGACUUACGAGGUUAAAUCUGAGUGAGCGGCUUUGGGGGUCGGCUAAACUGCAAAGAAGUAGGUGCUUUAUUUCAUCUGGGACUGAAGUACUUAACCAAAACUUUAGUUGUGCGUUCUUUUUAAGAAAAAGGUUUUUUUUUUUAAAAAAAAAGGUUUAUCCAAUUUCAGUAAGCUUAUUUAGGGAGGAGUAUAAACCAGAGAACAGGUGGUUAAUAUGUGCUAGUAUUAGUAUUAAUUUGUGAAGCUCUGCUCUAACAUCUUCACGUUUUCUUAGAAAUUUGUAGUGUUAACAUUCAAAAGCAUUGCUAUGGAAUUAGAAAGAUUGGCAUUCAAUGUAAAUUCUACGUUCCCUUUAACUACUAACUCCUGUAGCUUAUUUCCAUAUUUUUUCCAUUGUCAUAAGCGAGUCCGUAACGCAUUUGCAUGUUUAAGUGAAAUCUGUUAGCAGAAAAGCAAUCGAUUAUGCGGAAGUGUUGGUGAAAUGUGAAGUUGAUAAAAGUGGUUGUGAUGACACUUAAUUGCUUGCAAUUUUUUUUCUUAAAGCACAGAUUUUAUGUUUGCAUUACUUAGUAUUUUAAAAUAUAUAUGCAAAGUGAGCAACAGAAGAAAAUGUACUGCGUAGUAUGAUGACGUAAUUAGCAAUGAUAUGGUAGAAAUGAAGGGGCAACAGAAAUUAGGGUUGUGGCCUCAAAUUCUGUAGCUGUUUGUGUAGGUGGAAGUGCCGACGUGAAUGGUCAUGACGUGUGGUGCGUGCUCUGAUUUUUAUAAAGGAAGAAAAAGUUUACAAAAAAUAUGUAAAAAUGUAAAUUAAAACUUGUAUAAAAAUUGAAAAAGCAAAAUAAGCUGAAAUACUGUAUUUUUACAGUGUGUAUGUAACUUUCUAUAGCUAUGUUGCAUGUAGCUAUUAAUUUAUUGUAUCUUGUAUAUGAUAUAAAUACUGUAUAUUGACGGCUUGCUUUUUUUGGUACUGCGAGCCUGAAUGUCAAAAGAUGUUUUCCGGAAGCUAUUUUCUCUCAAUGAUAACCUGGAUCUCUGCUUCAAUUCAAUAAAACCAAAUGCAUUUCC